AUGGAGCUCACCUCAGCCCCUCUCCACAAAGGACAGGUCUCCUGGAGGGGACUCCUGCUCACAGUCUCUCUUUUAACCUGCUAUAACUGUCCCACCGCUGCCAGAGUCACCGUUGAAGCAGUCCCACCCCAUGUAGCUGAAGGGAAGAGCGUUCUUCUACUUGUCCACAAUCUGCCAGCAGAAGUCCAAGCCUUCUACUGGUACAAGGGAGAAAUUGCGGUUGAUAAUGAAAUAGCACGAUUUGUAAUAUCCACUAGAACAAAUAAAACAGGGCCUGCAUACAGCGGCAGAGAGAUGAUACACCCCAGUGGGUCCUUGCUCUUCCGGAACAUCACUCAGAAUGACACAGGAGUCUACAUGCUAAACAUGAUCAUGGAAAACUUUGAUUAUGAGAGUGCAUCCGUGCAGUUCCGUGUACACCCACCGCUACCCAAGCCCAACAUCACAACAAACAAUUCCAAUCCUAUAGAGGGUGAGGACUCAGUAGCAUUAAUGUGUGAUCCUGAGACUCAGAAUACAGCCUACCUGUGGAGGAUCAAUGACCAAAGCCUCUCAGAAGAGGACAGGCUGAAGCUGUCUGAGGACAACAGGACUCUCACUUUACUCAGUGUUGUGAGGACUGACACCGGACCCUAUGUGUGUGAAACCUGGAACCAAGUGAGCACCUCUCAAAGUGACCCAUUCACUCUGAACAUUACCUAUGGUCCAAAUGUCCCGAUCAUAUCCCCCCCCUCAAAUAUUCAUUUCCAUUGAAGGACAAACCACAGCCUCUUCAUCCACACAGAUGCUAACCCACCUGCACAGUUCUUGUGGUUUGUCAAUGGAGAGCUCCAGCCAUCCUCCCAAGAGCUCUUUAUUCCCAACAUCAAUACUAAUAAUAUUGGAUCAUAUACCAGCCUUAUCUAUGAGUCUGUCACUGGGCUCAGUAAGACCACAGUCAAGAACAUUACAGUCUUCAAGCCAGUGACUCUGCCCUUCAUCCAAGUCAUCAACAGCACAGUCAAAGAAUUGGACUCUGUGUUCCUGACCUGCUUCUCAAACAACACUGGGAUCUCCAUCAGUUGGCUCUUCAAUGGCCAGAGUCUGAGGAUCACAGACAGGAUGAAGCUGUUCCAGAACAACAGCACCCUCCAUAUAGACCCUGUCAGGAGAGAGGAUUCCGGGGAGUAUCAAUGUGAGGUUUCCAAUCCAGUCAGUUCCAUGAGGAGUGACCCCAUCCAGCUGAACAUAAUACCUGACCCAAACCAAGGAACUGUUGGCCUCUCGAGAGGUGCCAUUGCCGGCAUCGUGGUUGGAGCUGUGGCCGGGAUGACUCUUAUAGCAACCCUAGCAUAUUUCCUUUAUUUCAGGAAGACUGGAAGGAGAACUGACCAGCGUGAUCUCACAGAGCACAAACCCUCAGCCUCCAACCACAAUCUGGGCCCCUCUGAAAACUCUCCUGCUAAGGUGGAUGAAGUGGCAUAUUCCGUCCUGGACUUCAAUGCCCAACAACCCAAACCAUCGACUUCAGCCUACCCAUCUCCAAGAGCCACAGAGGAAGUUUAUUCAGAAGUGAAAAAGAGGUGA
Onychomys torridus (southern grasshopper mouse) is the source of this 1566-nucleotide messenger RNA. RefSeq names its product CEA cell adhesion molecule 1 (gene Ceacam1). Gene Ontology annotation, cellular component: cell surface; plasma membrane. Gene Ontology annotation, molecular function: protein tyrosine kinase binding. Lineage: Eukaryota; Metazoa; Chordata; Mammalia; Rodentia; Cricetidae. The transcript is spliced from 9 exons. The record is from RefSeq and is a predicted model, not a curated record. Gene Ontology annotation, biological process: signal transduction; regulation of immune system process.